AUGAGUCUCAUAUCACGGCGUUUCCAUAAACUGGUCACGACUCCUCCCGCAUGGCGCAUUGCAUUUGCUCGAUACUUCCCAGGUGCGGAAGCUCUGGGGGUGGAUGGUACGAGGAUCAUACAGGAGCCUUGCUCUGAUGUCGAACGUGCGCAGCGUAGGAGCUUCACUCGGCUGUCUGCCCUAGCCUCAUGGAGAUCAGAAUAUAUUCUGAGAACCCGAUUGCUUCGCUCUCUUGGCCGUGGACGACCAGCGAUGGAAGCAAUCUCUCGCUCAAGCGCUUCUCGGCACGCCAGUAGUGCUGCCGCCGCUGCAGUCAUAACCUAUGUCUCUGGCUUGAACUAUCCCGUCAGCCAUCUCCACGCGACUUUUGGCGUUGGGUUGAACAAGAGACAGCCGCAGUUCAUGCAUGGCGCAGUAGAACAAGGCCUUGUGUCAGUUAGUGAACCAAGCACAGGAAAGCCUGGCCAUUGGGGUCUGACUGACUUCGAGGGAUUCAAGCAUUUUGCUGAUCAAUUCCCCGGGGAACUCCCCUACGGUCUAGGGCCUGGCAAUGUUGUAGGUAUGACGAACGUGAUGGACGUCAGUCAAACCUAUGGAAGAGUCUAUGGCGAAGCAUGUCCUGGAGGUCGACUUUUCUAUACAUCGACAAGCGAACAGCGUGGACGUUUCGUACCUAUCUCUUCAACGGCAAAUCACGCCCUUGGUAUUCCUGAGGUGACAAUGAUUGGUGCUGCUAUUUGCUCGGUGUGGCUUGCAAAAUCGGAACAUGUUCUUAGGGUGACGAAUGGUUUGAUUGGCUUUCUCGCGGGAUUUUCCAAUGGCGUCCUUGCUGCAUACGCCCUAGGAGUCAAUCCGGUACACGAUCGUCGAUUUGGAAAAGGUGAGCCCACCGCUAAAUGGGUUCUCUGUCCCGGUGUCCCGAUCAUUGGCAUCUUCAUUGAUGAGAAAGUCUCAAACCGACGGCUUGGGUCUGGCAGAAUAUGGGCUGUGGUUCUCAACGCACUUGGGGAAGUCUUCUAUCUAACAGAGGCGCCUAUUCGUCCUGACUUCGUAGGCAAAGCGUCACCUAAUGAUCUUGACCGGCUCGCCUGGGAAACUGGGCGCAGCGUUCACUGGAGGCUGGUGGAGGUGACUCGACGCCGAGCAAGACCUGAUCCAUUCGGGACAGCCCAGGUGGAUGGAAGCUAUUCGCCGCGCACCUCAAGUGACAGUGCCGGCCUGAGCAAGGAACAGAUCAUUGCUGAAACUAAAGAGAUCGAGAAAUAUAUCCUUCACAAGCCCAAGCACUACAAGUCCAUUUGCGAGGGCUGGGAUAUGCGGCGAAGGCUUUUGGUGGAUUCUGGUGGGGAUGACCAUCGAGGUGCAGGAGAAGCAAUCUUUGUUGUUGACUGCGGCGUUGAUGAAGGCUCUAAUGCAUCUAUCCAGCGUUUCACCAGAUGCAAAAUGAAGAUCGCAGUCGAUUUUGAUCUUGACGCAUGGCCGACGAUACAGUCAACGGCGGGUCACACCUCAAUUUUCGGAGGUGGCACGCCUUCGCAUCGGGAAGUGCUUUCGUCGCCACUUUCUAGGAGUGUUCCACGGUCGCGGACAUCUAGCCAGGACGAUACAAGGGACUCCAAGUUUAGAGAGGACUGGUACAUUUCCCAGUAUUCCUUUGCCGAACACCGCGGUAUUACAGUCUCGGCUUUGGCAUCGGAUGACUCUGAGUUUGCGACUCUGGCGGCCACUGAGGACCCUCUUCUGGGAAUGUCAGGUGGAUCCAAUACAUCCUCACCACUUGCCUCACCUUUGGAACACAUGCCGACCCCAGGCACUGCAUCUGAAAUACCUGGACAUCGUGCUCGCCUUUUCGGUAUAGGCACAAUGUCCGGAGCCGUGCUCCUCUGGGACAUGCGUUCAAGUCUAUCUCCAAACCCAGAUGUAGUCAACACGGUCCAACCAGUCAGAAUUGUGUAUACCAAAUCCCCCCAGAUCGCUUCGCUGGCUCUCACCUCGCUCUACUUCGUACAUGGGGGUAAUGAUGGACUUGUCCAAGCUUGGGAUCCACUGGCAUCCAGUAACGAACCUAUCAGAACACUGAACUCGAGAUUUUCUGAUCGGGCUCGACGUCGAAUUGCUCAAGCAGAAGCCUCAAUCCAAGGUGUUGGCAAUAACUACUAUGCUGCAGGCGCCAUUGUCUUAGAUCCCGACCCAACAGCUCUACGCGGAAUGGUUUCCCUGGGGACUUAUUUGCGUUACUGGUCGUACAGCUCGACUGCUGCCGAUGCAUACAAAAGCAGGAAACGAGGUCAACUACGUCGACGAUCAGAACGGGGCAGCAAUUCUACACCUGCGAGUCAGAAGGUUAGCGCCACUGGGCGAGGGCUGCUGAAGGACUACAUCAGUGAUGAACACAUGGAAAUGGAACGGGAGAAGGUUGCAAGACGCAAAGAGAAAGAACGCCUGACGGGCAGAUUUGGGACCAACAUUCUUGGAGAGGGUGCAAGUGAGGAGGAGUUACUUGCAUACGCUACAAUGCUCAGUGAAGAGGCCUUCAACAGCGAGGAGGCGAACAGGAAAUCGGAUGAGGGACAUAAUGCUCCAUCGAAGUCGUCGAACCCGGUCAGUCGCCACUCUGGACGCGAGACGACAGACAACGAUGCCGACCUUGAAGAAGCCAUUCGCCUCAGUCUGCUCGAAAGCGGACAGGUUUCCUCUUCACCUCCGGCAAAUGACUGCAGUAUCCCAAUCAGAUAUGCCAAGACCUCGCGACAUGGUACUCCUUCGCGGAAAGCAAAUGCCGGUAGCAGCAAUACUCCAGUGGCAGCAGACGGUGAAGAUGACCUGGAGUUUGCGUUGCGGUUGAGCCUUGCAGAGGAGCAGAGUAGGAAGGCCAUGGAUGACGACUUCCCUAUGCUGACGCCUUCGUCAACUUCGGGCUCUGAAGGGCGUGGGAAGGGGAAAGGGAAGUCCAAGCGUCGUUGA
Molecule: messenger RNA, 2964 nt
Organism: Exophiala aquamarina CBS 119918
Lineage: Eukaryota; Fungi; Ascomycota; Eurotiomycetes; Chaetothyriales; Herpotrichiellaceae
Exons: 1
Coding region: 1-2964 (987 amino acids)
Biological process (GO): proteasome-mediated ubiquitin-dependent protein catabolic process
Cellular component (GO): proteasome regulatory particle, base subcomplex; cytosol; nucleus
Molecular function (GO): polyubiquitin modification-dependent protein binding
Source: RefSeq, a predicted model, not a curated record